Messenger RNA from Stereum hirsutum FP-91666 SS1, 3091 nucleotides. RefSeq lists its product as uncharacterized. NCBI's taxonomy places the organism in Eukaryota, Fungi, Basidiomycota, Agaricomycetes, Russulales, Stereaceae. The transcript has 3 exons. Bases 308 to 2956 code for a protein of 882 amino acids. The record is from RefSeq and is a predicted model, not a curated record.
CGAUGUCGGAUUUCUCGGGAGCGGGAGACAUCUUGCGUUUCUUAUCGAUAUGCUCAACCGAAGCAGUUUCUGUGGUCAUGUAGAAGCGUUUUGACCUUAUUAGAGUCGAGAUGUAGAGGACGGAAGCUAAGACUGAGACGCGUCGAAAGAAACAGAAAGAAACGCGUCGCGUAAAUCGGACUUUCAAAGCGCGUCAUCUCCGCCACGCGUUUAGUAUUGUGUGAUGAAAGGGUCGAGUGACUUCACCGCUUUCUUUCUCUCCCACCUCUUCCUUCGGUCGUUGGCUGUCCCUUCUGUUUGAGUCCCGAUGGUUUCUGGCACGAUACCUCUUGACACUUAUUUUGGAUCUACCUCCGCGUCCGCGUCUAAGUCUAAAGGCCCGGGGCCGCGAAUCGGAAGCUCUGUCCGGAACAGCAGUACGGGCAAUAGUAAAUCGUCCACGUCGCCUGUGAAGAAGCGAAAGAGGAUACUUCGUACUGAUGAUGAAGAGGACGAGGAUGAAGGUAAGUCGAGGAGUGGGUCUGCGUCGAAGAAGGGAAAGAGUGCACAACUACCAGGUGGCGGCGGAGGUGCUAGCCCGCUGAAGGUGGCCAGAAAUGGAUCGAAACUCACACCUGUGUCCAAGUCCGCCAAAAGUACUCGGACCCCAAUUCCUGGUUUAAGCAUUGUGGCAUCUAGCUCUAAGCAGGUUAACGCUCGCUCUCAGAAGAAUGGCUCAGAGACGGUGUACCCAACUCCCAAGAGUACCACGAUCUCCCGCCACCUUCGCUCCUCGCCGUCCAUCGAGUUCCCCGAGAAACUUUCGGCGACAAUAACAGGACUGGCCACUCCAUCGACCGCACCCCGUCCCAAACCUAAACCCAGACCUGUACCUAAACCUAUGUCUCCACUCAAAGGCAAGGGGAGAGUUACGGCUGUACGCAGCCCAACUAAACCUGCUUACACUGUAAAAGCUUGGGCCCUGCCUGCACGCUCUAUGAUCAAGGACCCGGACGACGAUAUGGAUGUCAUCGAGCUCUCCAGCUCUGAUUCAGAAAGAGACGAAGGGCGAAUAUCACCGCAGCCCAUAUCUACUUUAACCGACAAUCAUGACAGUACCCGUAGCGAACCGCAUAUUCGUCCCUCAAGUCCUCUGACUCCCGUGCCCUCCAGUCGCUCACCGAGCGAAGACCCGCAACGACCAGCCGAGGCACCCACUACCCCAGAACCCGUCACGUCGCCUACGACCUCAACAAGUGAUAGCUACAUUGCAACUCCGACCCAUUUACGUUUUGUUCCUAGUUCGCAGCCUACGCAGGAUUAUGGUCGUAAACAUGAUGAUCGCCACAUUAUCGAGAGUGACACCGAAUCCGAAUCGGAUUCGGAGGACGACGAGGAGAAUCCAUUCGCUGCAAGACGAGGUGACAACCGUCGUGGUGGCGGCGGUGACGUUGGGUCCACAGCGAACCCGAAGGCGUAUCAUCUACCCAAACUCUCAAGUCCGCCACAGAGCUCUUCAUCACAGGCAGCUUCAGUCUUCACACCGGCCCCUGAAUCCCGUCACCACCGCCCUCCGACUUCGGCGUCCGGCACCGCCACUGUCGCUGGUCCUUCUACAAGUCCUUUCAAGGUCCCUCGCAUCCCUACACACCCAGACCGCAUAUGGGGCUCACCAUCACGCAAAGACGAAGACGAGGACCUAGAAGUCGUUCCGUCCUCUCAGUCCCAGUCCCAACCUCACUAUCUGACUAUUCCACGAGAUCACGGCAUAGCUUCCCCAGAGCGGAAGACGGCCACGGGUACCAGUAAUGCUCCAAUGCAAACCACGACCGAGAGUGGUAACUCCAGUCAGCAUCCAAUCGACUGGUACGAAGUCGUGCCGUCCUCGCAGAGUCAGGAGAUCGAGAUGCAGUUGCCCGAAGGGUGGUACGAACGACAGGCCCAGGCUGUGUCUGUCGCGGGUUCGUCUUCGAGCACGUCUCCACUUGAAGGGGACCCGAUGGAUGUCCGUCUUAGCUCACCAGAUGUUUCUCCAAUUCGACCAUCUUCGCUCCCACAACCUUCAUCAUCCCAAGACUCGUACUCCUCGAUCGAUAUACCGCAUCUUCACAGCACCCCACCCCCUCCUAGUCUCAAACCCGCGUCUAAAACAUACUCAUACUCCGCAUCUCAAGAUCGUUCCCUCUCAUCCAGCGCGAAGCGAAAGCUUCAGAUCCGAGACAUCAAUCUCCAUCACGCGGAUCUGUCAAAUUUCGCUCCUGAUUCUCAACCUCAACGCAAACUCGUAGGCGAGCAACAACAGGAAGACUCGGAAACGGAGGAGGAAAGUGAGGAGGAUGAAGAGGGGCAGUAUCAUGUGUACCCAGCGCCGCCAGAGAGAACACCUACACCUCCCAGUCCACCGCGACGUUCGAUUUCUCCUGCUGAGCGUCUGCUUCAGUCCCAGGGUCCAUCUGCAGCGAGAGCUUCUCCGUCUACGCUUGGAGCUACGAAUACAAGAUCUCCGCGUCCACCCACUCCUCCGCACUCGACAGUUGUCGAAAGCAUGGCCGAAGCCGGACCUUCCAAGACUACACGUCCUCCCCGCAUUCCCACCUCUCCAUCUGCAGACGCAGAAGACCGUAUGCGCCGUAAAGUACACAGAUCUCUCGUCCGAUACACCGCCAAAGCCCGAGCCCGCGCCCAAUCCCAAUCCCAAUCCCAAUACACCCAAUUCACGCAAUCCGAAGUCGACGGCGAGCCCAAGCCCAAGCCCAAGUUCGACCUGAAAGCAGAGAUGAAGAAGCUCGGGCUGGACCUCGAUAACGAUCUGGAUAUGGAGUUCGAUAGUCAGCAGGCGCUGGCCCAGGGUGGGUUUAGUAUUCCGGAAGAUAUGGAGAUGUUGGAGUUGAGUGAUGACGACGAUGAUGAGGGAGAGAGGCUCGGUGAAGAUUGGGGUAUGGAGGAGUUGCCGGGUGCUGUGAAGGAGGAGAGUUGAGGUUGAGUCCGCCAGUCAGAUCAAUUGAAGAGUUGUGGCGAGUGUACGAGAGAGAAGAGCCUACUAUUACACACGGACUGAGCUAUGUUGAUUGUUCCAGGAUACACGUCGUAUUGCUUACUCGCCGCACUCAUC